UAGGCCUACUUGAAUUCUAGUAUUGGCCUAUGCAAGAAGCAACAAGCAAACUUGAAGUUGAGAUCGGCAUUGAAUUUGAAUGUCAUAAGGAAUCAAAUCAAUUUGAUGAAAAACUUUGUUGUAUUUAUAAGGUGUGUAUGUUACCAUGACAUUUUUCUCCAAACCAGUUAACUGUGGUUUCACCGUCCAAAGAUUUUCAGUAUGUAUUCCGUUAUUGGUCUAUGUAAUAUUUAUUUUUGUACUCAAUUUUUCUUCUGUACCAUUGAGAUCAUCAGAAAAGAGUAGUUUAGAAAAAUUAUUCAAAAAGACAAUUGUGCAAAACAAAGAUAAAAGUGUUGUUUUGAGUGUAAAUGUGGUGGACAAGGAUAGUCUCCAACGUAAUUUUAAUAAUGAAGACCGGAAGAAUUUUCCUCCCACUGAACUGCUAGCAUCUAUAUUCCUGAAAGUUGACAAGGAUGCAGACAAACUGUUGACAAUUGAGGAGCUCUCAGAAUACAUACAUUUGGAAACUCAAAAACACAUCAACCAGGGUGUCCAAGAAAAUUAUGGACUGUUCAUAUCAAUUGAUAGGGACCCAGCUAAUGGUGUUGUUUCUUGGGCUGAGUACCAUAAAUACUUUCUGCUUAAGAAUGGGCUUGGGGAAGAUUAUGCUGAUCACCACAAUGAAAAACAUAGAGAACUGCAGCGUUCUGUCAAAGAAAUCAUUGCAAGAGAUAAAGCGUCAUGGUCAGAAGCUGCAAGGUCAGAUCCAGAUUCACUGACGUUGGACGAGUUUUUAGCAUUCCGCCACCCUGAAUCUAGUCAUGUGACCAUACUGGCUCUGGUAGAUGAACUUCUGGAUAAGCUGGAUCGUGAUGGUGAUGAGUUGCUGACAGAAGAAGAGUUUGCUCGUCUUCAGGUGGGGGAGGGGGGAGAGGUGUUGUUGUCUCAGGGAGAGACGGAGCGUAGAGCUGAGUUCCGCAGUUUCCUAGACAUUGACCACGAUGGUAAAGCCGACAGGAAAGAAAUAGUGAUGUACAUGGACCCCAAACACCCGAGACACGCGCGGGAGGAGGCAGAGACCCUAGUGGCGUUGUCAGACAUCGACCACGAUGGAAAACUCAGCCUAUCAGAAGUACUCAGCAAGAUGGACCUAUUUCUGGGCAGCAAAAUGGUUGACACUGCCAAAAGCUUUCAUGACGAGUUCUGAGUUUUGGUAAGUAAGAUUUGUGAUAAUGCUAAUCCCAAGGAUCCUGGCGACUUUCUGUUUAUAAGUUUAUAACUUAUAUCUACUGUAGGUAGCUGAGUAACUGUAGGGCUCACCCAAUUGUAUUUUUGCUUGUUGUUGGAGAGUCACUAGUUUAAUCCUGAGAAAAAUCAAUAACAUUUUAAAGGUUUGAGAUUGAACUUAGCUUUCCUUGACCAUUGGGUUCAACAAAAAAUUGACGAUAGAUAGUAACAAGACAAGGCUUUGGACUGUUCCCCUAGUAAGGAAAUAAAAAUGCUAAUGACGAUUAUGAAAUCAAAUGCAGAUUUUU
Messenger RNA from Macrosteles quadrilineatus (aster leafhopper), 1517 nucleotides. RefSeq names its product 45 kDa calcium-binding protein-like. Gene Ontology annotation, molecular function: calcium ion binding. The record is from RefSeq and is a predicted model, not a curated record. The coding region runs from base 146 to 1189 and encodes 347 amino acids. Gene Ontology annotation, cellular component: endoplasmic reticulum. The transcript has 6 exons. NCBI's taxonomy places the organism in Eukaryota, Metazoa, Arthropoda, Insecta, Hemiptera, Cicadellidae. Gene Ontology annotation, biological process: calcium-ion regulated exocytosis.